Molecule: messenger RNA, 1146 nt
Organism: Zophobas morio
Lineage: Eukaryota; Metazoa; Arthropoda; Insecta; Coleoptera; Tenebrionidae
Product: odorant receptor Or1-like
Exons: 5
Coding region: 1-1146 (381 amino acids)
Biological process (GO): sensory perception of smell; detection of chemical stimulus involved in sensory perception of smell
Cellular component (GO): plasma membrane
Molecular function (GO): odorant binding; olfactory receptor activity
Source: RefSeq, a predicted model, not a curated record
AUGGAAAAAUAUGAGUGGCGCUACCACAUUAAAUUUCACAUGUUGACUCUAAGAAUGCUGGGGUUGUGGCCUAGGGGUGAAGAAACCUACAAACCAGGACUAUACAUGAUGCAUUCAGCAACAGCCCUAACUGUGUUUCUCCUAGGACACAUAUUUUUCCAAGUUGUCAAUAUUUACUUCAUCCGAACCAAUCUGGAAGCUGUGACAGGAACAGUCUAUGUCCUAGUCAUCGACAUGUUAGUAGUUUUUAAAGUCUAUUGCGUCAUCACAAACAUGGGGAUGCUAAAACAGCUUUUACGAACUCUGGAUACCGACAUGUUUCAGCCAAAAAACACCGUACAAAUGGGUGCCAUAGAAAUAAGCACGUGGUUCUGGAAAGUGAUCUACAAAACUUUAUUUUCUCUAUGUAUUUUACCAAACAUGUUCUGGGCUAUUUACCCCCUGCUAGACACAACAAGCACAGAACAAAAACGACUACCAUUUUUGGCUUGGUAUCCCUUUGAUACCACGAAAUCACCAAUGUAUGAACUCACUUACAUUUAUCAAAUUAGCAGCAUUGUGUAUAUCACUGCAAUCCAUAUCAAUAUUGAUGCUUUAGUGGCAGCUUUGAACGUCUUCAAUGGCAGCCAGUUUGAUAUUUUGUGCGACAAUUUAAGAAACCUUCAUAAAUUAGGCGAAAAUAUUUUGAAGAAUUUUAUCGGUUGUGUGAAGCAUCAUAAAGAAAUUUUGAGUUUUGCCGACAAAUCCAACAGGUUCUUGAACUGGAUUCUCUUCGUCCAGUUUUUCGUUUUCGCAUUCUGUAUUGGGAUAACUUUAUUUCAGCUAACUUUGGUGAUUCCAAUGUCGAAUGAAUUUUUUUCACUAUUGUCGUAUGGAGUUGCCAUUACGAUGCAAAUUUUUAUGUAUUGUUGGUUUGGAAACGAAAUUGAAGUUAAGAGCAGUAAUAUUCCCUAUGCAGCGUUUGAGUGUCAGUGGACAGACUUUUCCGAGAAAAUAAAAAGGAAGCUGUUAUUUUUUACUUUAGUGUCGCAGAAACCAGUGAGAUUUUCGGCUAUCAAUUUGUUUUAUCUUAACUUGGACACUUUUUUAAGGAUUUUGAAGACUUCGUACUCUUAUUUUGCCUUAUUGCAUCAAGUCAACUCGUAG